Messenger RNA from Corythoichthys intestinalis (scribbled pipefish), 2860 nucleotides. It is a transcript of the gene zranb1a, whose product is annotated as zinc finger, RAN-binding domain containing 1a. The record is from RefSeq and is a predicted model, not a curated record. The transcript has 10 exons. Gene Ontology annotation, cellular component: cytoplasm; nucleus. Bases 341 to 2470 code for a protein of 709 amino acids. Gene Ontology annotation, molecular function: K63-linked polyubiquitin modification-dependent protein binding; cysteine-type deubiquitinase activity. Gene Ontology annotation, biological process: cell migration; protein K29-linked deubiquitination; cytoskeleton organization. Lineage: Eukaryota; Metazoa; Chordata; Actinopteri; Syngnathiformes; Syngnathidae.
CACCCAGCGUUUAUUUUGGCUCUGGCUCCGUUUUCGUCUCCGCGUCGCCGCCAUUAAACAACACUUGUCUGGGGCUAUGUAAAAAUUACAAAACAACCACAAAAUAAACCGACGUCGAGGCUAUUUACUAGCCCGACCGACGGACUAUCGGACUAUUUUUUCGCGGAGUGUGGUAGUGUCCGUCGAGGUAAACAUGUGAGAGGAAAAAAGGCGUUUUAACACGGUGGUUCGGGAUAAUUUGACCCAGCAGUAGGCGACAGAGGAAGAGGGGGACCGUACAACAACAACAAGGGUUUGUUGUGCUUCUCCCGACAACACUUUGAAGACACGGUGAUCCACAAUGACGGACCAGAGGGAGAAAUGGGCCUGCGACUACUGCACUUAUGAGAACUGGCCCUCCGCCACCAAGUGCACCAUGUGCCGUGCCCACAGAUCCCCCGGCCCCAUCAUUACAGAGGAACCGUAUAAAAGCGGGCCCGACUUGGACCCGGCACGCCGCCCGUGGGGUCUCCCCGCCAGCGAGGGGGGCAGUGGCAGCCUCCUCAUCUGCCCGGACUCCAGCGCCAGACCCCGUGUCCGCCCGGCCGGUGUGGCGGAGCUCGCUAGCAAGUGGUCGUGUCAUAUGUGCACCUACCUGAACUGGCCUCGAGCCGUCCGCUGCACGCAGUGUCUGUGCCAGCGCCCCAAAAGCAGCAGUCCCACCGAGUCGCCCCGAGCAUCCGGCUGCCGGCCCGUGGGGCCUUUGGACCCGUGCGAGGAGUACAACGACCGCAACCGCCUCAACACUCACCAGCAGUACUGGACAUGCUCUUCAUGCACUUACCAGAAUUCACCCAAAACACUCACAUGCGUGGUGUGCGACCACCCGCAAGCCAUUGAGCUGGCCGCCCAGUCUGCCGAGCGCUCGCCCGUUAUCAACGAGCAAGACCGGGCGUGGCGGAGGAGCGGCUGCGGGACCGGCGUGGGUCCCCCCGGCCAGAGGAGGUCACCCCCUUUGACCGAGCGAGAGGACAAUGUCCAAAUGGACUUCCAGAGGAUAGAGCUGGCGGCGGGAGCCGGAAGUGGCAAAGAUGAGCAGGAGAUGGACUUCAAGAAGCUCAAACAAAUACGAAACCGGAUGAGGAAAACGGACUGGUUGUUUCUAAGCGCCUGUGCUGGCGUGGUGGAAGGCGACCUCGCCACCGUGGAAGCCUACAAAUCGUCAGGCGGCGACAUCGCGCGGCAGUUGACUUCCGACGAGGUGCAGCUGCUCAACCGGGCGUCGGCGUUUGACGUGGGUUUCACGUUGGUGCAUCUCGCCAUUCGCUUCCAGAGGCAGGACAUGCUCGCCGUACUCCUCACUGAGGUGAAUCAGCAGGCGGCUAAGUGCAUCCCGUCUAUGGUGUGUCCCGAGCUGACAGAGCAGAUCCGGCGGGAAAUCGCCGCGUCGCUGCAUCAGCGCAAAGGCGACUUCGCUUGCUACUUCCUCAGCGACUUGGUCACCUUCACCCUACCCGCCGAUAUCGAGGAUUUGCCUCCGGCCGUUCAAGAGAAAUUGUUUGAUGAGGUUUUGGAUCGGGACGUGCAGAAAGAAUUGGAGGAGGAAUCCCCGGUUAUCAACUGGUCCAUGGAGCUCGGCACUCGUCUGGACAGCCGGCUGUAUGCGUUGUGGAACCGCACGGCCGGCGACUGCCUGCUGGACUCGGUGCUUCAGGCCACAUGGGGCAUCUAUGACAAGGACUCUGUCCUGCGCAAGACCCUUCACGACAGCUUGCACGACUGCUCGCACUGGUUUUACACUCGUUGGAAGGAAUGGGAGUCGUGGUACUCGCAAAGCUUCGGUCUUCACUUUUCUCUACGGGAGGAACAGUGGCAGGAGGACUGGGCCUUCAUCUUGUCUUUGGCCAGCCAGCCCGGGGCAAGCCUGGAGCAAACCCACAUUUUUGUGCUGGCACACAUCCUCCGAAGACCCAUCAUCGUCUACGGCGUCAAAUACUACAAAAGCUUUCGAGGGGAGACGUUAGGCUACACUCGAUUUCAAGGUGUGUACCUGCCGCUACUGUGGGAGCAGAGCUUCUGCUGGAAGAGCCCCAUCGCGCUGGGCUACACCCGCGGCCACUUCUCGGCCCUGGUGGCUAUGGAGAACGACGGCUACGGUGACAACCGCGGCGCUGGCGCCAACCUCAAUACGGACGACGAUGUCACAGUCACCUUCCUACCGCUGGUGGACAGCGAACGCAAGCUGCUGCAUAUCCACUUCCUUUCGGCGCAGGAGAUGGGCAACGAGGAACAGCAGGAGAAGCUUUUGCGCUCGUGGCUGGACUGCAGCGUGACUGACGGCGGCAUGCUAGCUGCUAUGCAGAAAAGCUCGCGACGCCGCAACCACCCAUUGGUCACGCAGAUGCUAGAGAAAUGGCUGGACACGUACAGACAGAUACGACCCUGCGCCGCUCUCUCCGACGGCGAGGAGGACGAUGACGACGACGAGUGAGUGAUGCACACCAUUACAAAAAAAAAACUCUGUCACGUGAACAAAAACUCGGACUCUUUUCCUUGCCGUCAUGUGACGCGGGGAAAUCCACAUUGUAGAAUUACCAGUACUAUAAUUUAAUCAGUAAAACUGCACUAGUUUUGUUGUCGUUUGCUAUUUGCUUGACAAGACAUUAAGCCAAGUUACCCCUCUCGAUCAUGCUUGAAGUUAUUUAUUCUUUGGUUUUGCACAGAAUAACAACAUUCUGUGAGGGAGGGAAGUGGGUGUGCGGUUACUGACAGUUACAUUUUUACGUUGUGGCGUGGCGGAUGGCAAAUGGCGGCGACAGGUAAAGAGAAACACUUUCUCUUUUGAGAGUGCGUUCAUAUGAUUAAAUUUGAUUCACUUGCA